UCAGGCGCACCCCGAGCUCCAGGCGGGACUUCCUCUCUCCUGCGGAUGCGACAUCAGGGCCGGGGAGCAGGCAGAAAGGGCUUGGUCGGGGUGUCACCGGGUCCCGAGCCGCGCGUCUCCGUCCGGACGGCAGAUCUCUCCCCCCCCCCACCCCCCGCCCUCCGCCGCCGAACUGGACGCGAUAGCCGCCCCGCGCAGAGGAGCCUCCUCCCCGGCUAUGCUGCCCUGAGAGCGCCGCGACCAUCCGCCCCGCCAAAAUGUCUGAUGUCAACAGGACUGUUCAGAAAUGGCACGCCAGUUUUAGGAAAGGCACAGACUUUGACUCGUGGGGUCAGCUGGUGGAGGCGAUAGAUGAGUACCAAAUUCUCGCCAGACAACUACAAAAGGAGGUCCAGUCUACAAACUCUUCAGACUUCACAGAGGAGCAGAAGAAAAACUUAGGAAAGAUUGCAACAUGCCUAGAGAUGAGAAGUGCCAGUUUGCAGUGCACCCAGUCAAAGGAGGAGUUCAAGUUAGAAGACUUGAAGAAGCUGGAGCUCAUAAUCCAGAAUAUACUCACCUAUAACAAAGAGUUUCCUUUUGAUGUCCAGCCAGUGCCAUUAAGGAAAAUCCUUGCUCCGGGCGAGGAGGAGAACCUGGAGCUGGAGGUGGAGGACGAUGCUGCUGCGGGAGCGGGUUCCACGGAGGCGUUCCCGCCGAGAGCUCCCGGCACCCUGUUGCCACGGUUGCCUUCAGAACCUGGGAUGACGCUACUCACGCUAAGAAUAGAGAAAAUCGGGUUGAAGGACGCCGGCCAGUGCAUCGAUCCUUACAUGAGCAUCAGUGUCAAAGAUGUGAACGGAGUCGAUCUGAACCCCAUGCAGGACACUCCCGUGGCCACCAGGAAGGAAGACACGUACAUUCACUUCAACGUGGACGUAGAAAUUCAGAAGCAUGUAGAGAAAUUACCAAAAGGAGCAGCUAUCUUCUUUGAAUUCAAGCACUACAAGCCCAAAAAGAGGUUCACCAGCACAAAAUGCUUCGCCUUCAUGGAAAUGGACGAGAUCAAACCCGGACCCAUCGUCAUCGAGCUGUACAAGAAGCCCACAGACUUUAAGAGGAAGAAGCUGCAGCUGCUCACAAAGAAGCCACUUUAUCUCCAUCUUCAUCAGACGCUCCACAAAGACAGCUAAGCCUCCUCUUUGAGCUCACUGCAUAUCCAGGGAAAUGUGAUGUUCCUCCUCAUCGUCGCAUUCAGCAAUACCAAGUCAAGGCUGCGGUGUGAAAAAGGCAAAAAGGGAACCGAUCUCCUCGCACAGAUUUGAUGAAUUUAAGUGCAUUUUUGUCUCCUUCUGUUACAGGGAACCUCAUCUUUAAACCGGCGGCAGCUUGUUAAAGCCGCUUAGGAUGUUCAGUCUUCCACAGGUAGCGCUCUGAGAUAUAUAUAUAUAUAUAUAUAUAUAUAUAUAUAUAUAUAUAUAUAUAUAUAUAUAUAUAUAUAUAUAUAUA
Fundulus heteroclitus (mummichog) is the source of this 1488-nucleotide messenger RNA. It is a transcript of the gene aida, whose product is annotated as axin interactor, dorsalization associated. Gene Ontology annotation, molecular function: phosphatidylinositol binding. The coding region runs from base 258 to 1172 and encodes 304 amino acids. Gene Ontology annotation, biological process: determination of ventral identity. Gene Ontology annotation, cellular component: membrane. The transcript has 10 exons. NCBI's taxonomy places the organism in Eukaryota, Metazoa, Chordata, Actinopteri, Cyprinodontiformes, Fundulidae. The record is from RefSeq and is a predicted model, not a curated record.